GGACGAAAUUAUUUGCUUAAAAUAGGCCUAGUUUUCGCUGAAAUGGUCGAUUAUAACUGCUUAUGUAAGCUGUUAAUAGUCUUUAGCGUAGCUACUGGUUAGCAGAGAUCAGCAGACUCGUGUCCACGUGCAGCUGGAAGGCGGGAUGGUUUGUCCAGUUAAGACUCGUUUCAUCCUAAACAGCGCGAUAUUAAAUUUGACAGGCCUGUGACUGUUGCGCUGAGCUGUCAGAUGUCUACGUACGAACUCAUAUCAAUGACUCCGUAACUGAACGAAUCUUUCCUAAUUUGUUUCCUUUUUGUGUCAGCGGCCAUAAUUCUUCACAAGCGAGACUCCGGGGUGGACGACUGACUUCUUUUCGGAAAAUCAACACGACUAAUGGAUGAUCUCAUUUAAUGUUAUUUGUCAUUUCAAUCCGAACAUUCGCGCGUCGGAAACGCCUGUGCUCGCCUGUUCAGAACGAUAAAAAGCCAAUCAUGUCCUCCCCUGUGUUAAGACUAGGCUAUAAAAAGUCCAACGAGUGACAGCUUAAAUAUAACAUUUUGUGCUAGAUGAGACAACACUGUUACCUUCCAUUAGGUUUUAAAAUUCUCAGAAAGUAGGCUAGUUAACGUCGCAUAAACUUAACUUAAAAUCUGCGUAAAAUACGCAAUCGAGUACAGGCUAAUUAACUCGCGGGGACUCGGUAAAAGCAGAGGUCGCCGAUGUUUACAUUCUGAAAGGCGCUGUCGAUGUCUGGGAGGUGCUGAAAUCUACUCAAGCUCAGUUCCGCGUGAUUGCCCCCCUUUGACAGUGAUUGACAGGCGAAACCACGCAACCAAACUGCCAAGUCCAAUAGAAAAUCAGAAGCGGACUGCACGUCUUUUCCCUCCUCAAAAACAUCAUUCUUGUGCUAUAAGCUCGUGCCCUCGAACUCUCGAGGAAGCCUCAGACCGACCGAGCGACCGAUAUCUAUUUCUUUACAUCAUCUAACGUUCAUCAGCUGAUUCUGGAAUUGCCUUUUUGUCUGGAUUCGACCGUGGGAGAAAGAGAAAAGCCGCAUAAAGCACGGAACUGUGCUUGAUGUAGAGAGGACUGCGAGGGGGAAUCAGAAGCCUUCAUGUUUCAGUUGCCAAUUUUGAAUUUCAGUCCCCAGCAGGUAGCGGGGGUAUGCGAGACUUUGGAAGAGAGCGGAGACAUCGAGCGUCUCGGCAGAUUCCUGUGGUCGCUGCCCGUGGCACCCGCUGCCUGCGAGGUGCUCAACAGAAAUGAAUCUGUGCUGCGAGCUCGGGCUAUCGUAGCCUUCCACACCGGGAAUUUCCGCGAUCUUUACCACAUUCUGGAGAACCACAAGUUCACCAAAGAGUCUCAUUCCAAACUGCAAGCACUUUGGCUGGAGUCACACUACCAGGAGGCAGAGAAGCUCCGAGGCCGCCCGCUAGGACCAGUGGACAAAUAUCGGGUACGGAAGAAGUUCCCUCUGCCUAAAACAAUUUGGGAUGGAGAACAAAAGACGCACUGCUUUAAAGAAAGGACCCGGCAUUUACUUCGAGAAUGGUACCUCCAGGAUCCUUAUCCGAAUCCGAGUAAAAAGAGAGAGCUUGCACAAGCUACGGGACUCACUCCCACUCAAGUGGGGAAUUGGUUUAAAAAUCGAAGACAAAGGGACAGAGCCGCAGCCGCUAAAAACAGGUUCCAGCAGCAGGUGUUGUCUAAUGGCUCGGUUCGGUCCCUAACUGGAGAGGAUGGUGCUGUAGACCGACUGGGGAACGCGUCGAGCCCAGAAGCGAGCCUGUCGAGCAAAGCCGCUGCGUCGGCCAUCUCCAUCACUUCAAGUGACAGCGAAUGUGACAUCUAACAUCGCACCGAACCGGCCCGAGGGGCUAUAAGGGAAGACUAUGAAAAAAUUAACACAUACGAUGGAAAUCGAGACAGACAAUCAGCAAGAUAAACAAGCACAUUAGUGCCUGCCUUAACGUAUCAAAGGCCGUGUUUUUUAUUGCAUUUCAUUUAAUUUAUUAAUUUUUUAAGGCUGUUACACCAGCCUGGAAUCUUGGGAUUCACGGAAUGCUUUAUCAUCAAAAUGUAUUUAUCUUUUUGUGAGAGCAAAGUGGGGGCAAACGCGGGAAAAAAAAAACUAUCUACUUUUGUAAUCGAUUGCCUCAAACAAAUAGCCUAUGUGCCCCUACGGAAAUGAUAUUUAACACUUUUGGUUAAUUUUGAAAAGGACUUCAUGGUGAAACAUUUGACCUCCCGGGUUUUCUAAGGUGUUUACGCAUUAAAUUGUUACUCUUAUAGAAUCUCAUU
Carassius auratus (goldfish) is the source of this 2286-nucleotide messenger RNA. Its product is annotated as homeobox protein SIX6-like. Gene Ontology annotation, cellular component: nucleus; transcription regulator complex. Bases 1100 to 1837 code for a protein of 245 amino acids. The transcript is spliced from 2 exons. NCBI's taxonomy places the organism in Eukaryota, Metazoa, Chordata, Actinopteri, Cypriniformes, Cyprinidae. Gene Ontology annotation, molecular function: RNA polymerase II cis-regulatory region sequence-specific DNA binding; DNA-binding transcription factor activity, RNA polymerase II-specific. Gene Ontology annotation, biological process: eye development; regulation of transcription by RNA polymerase II. The record is from RefSeq and is a predicted model, not a curated record.